Molecule: messenger RNA, 498 nt
Organism: Entrophospora sp. SA101
Lineage: Eukaryota; Fungi; Glomeromycota; Glomeromycetes; Entrophosporales; Entrophosporaceae
Source: the annotation of a GenBank genome assembly
AUGUCUUAUCUAAUAAACGCAGUUCGUAGAAUAAAAUGCUCGUAUUCACUUGCAGACCUCCAAGCUAAAGUUAGAUCUGCGACUUCGAAUGCUCCAGGAUGUGCAAGUUGUACAUUAAUGGCUGAAAUUGCUGAAGCAACAUUUAAUCAUGAUAACUUUUUAGUAAUUAUGGAGAUUCUUGAGGAAAGAUUAACAUAUCGUGAUAAAAAUUGGAGGCAUGUUUUCAAGGCACUUAUUCUAUUAGAUUAUUGUCUUCACAUAGGAUCACAGGAGGUCGUUAUAUACACAAAAGAAAAGUUAAACUUAGAACCUUUAAGAAAAUUUCAAUACAUUGAUGAUGAUGGGAAAGAUCAUGGCCGUUAUGUUCGACAUAAAGCUGAGGAAAUUGUUAAUGACAAACAUUUACAGUACGAAAGAAAACAAUAUGAUAAUUUGAGACAAAGACUGCGUCAUAAUAAAGAAAAUGAUAAUAAAGAGGAUUUUCCUGGGACUAGGUAA